Ipomoea triloba (trilobed morning glory) is the source of this 689-nucleotide messenger RNA. RefSeq names its product basic blue protein-like. Gene Ontology annotation, cellular component: plasma membrane. Bases 38 to 598 code for a protein of 186 amino acids. The record is from RefSeq and is a predicted model, not a curated record. NCBI's taxonomy places the organism in Eukaryota, Viridiplantae, Streptophyta, Magnoliopsida, Solanales, Convolvulaceae. Gene Ontology annotation, molecular function: electron transfer activity. The transcript is spliced from 2 exons.
CCCAUAUAUAUCAUCAUCAAAGUCUAAUUAAGUGUAUAUGAUGGACUCAUCAAUGGGUUCAAGAGUUGUGUUAUUGCUUGCAUUGGCUGUUGCUGCGGUAGUUGUUGCUCCUCCAAGGCCAGUUUUGGCAACAGAGUUUGUGGUUGGAGAUGAGAAUGGGUGGAAGAAUAACAACUUCGAUUACAAAGCUUGGGCAGGAAGCAAAGAGUUCCACGUUGGAGACAAACUCAUUUUCAAGUACCGCCCGGGGGCACACAAUGUUUAUAAAGUGGACGGAGCUGGGUUCCAGCAGUGCAAGGCGCCGGAAAACGGCACCUCCUUGAGUUCCGGCAACGACGAGAUCACGCUGUCGUCGCCGGGGAAGAAAUGGUACAUUUGUGGCGUUGGGACUCACUGUCAAUCUGGAGGGAUGAAGCUUGCCAUCAACGUUUUAUCUCGACAGGGUGUUGCUAUUACUCCGGCCAUGGCUCCGGUUCCCUCCACCCCUGCUCCUCCGUUCACCCCUGCACCGUCUGCGGCCGCCCAUGAUGCUCCGGCGAGAUUUGCUGCCUGGAUCGUUGCACCAAUACUCCUCAUCUUCUUGUCAACCAUGGCUUGAGCCAUCACUACUUCAUUCCCCAUUACUUGACAAUCAUGUUUUUGUAUUCUUUCAUUAUGGGCUUAAAUGUACGUUGAAUUUGUCCGAUGAA